Molecule: messenger RNA, 381 nt
Organism: Rhodofomes roseus
Lineage: Eukaryota; Fungi; Basidiomycota; Agaricomycetes; Polyporales; Fomitopsidaceae
Exons: 3
Coding region: 58-318 (86 amino acids)
Source: RefSeq, a predicted model, not a curated record
GUCCGCAAUCCGCACUUCACACUGCUGUUUAACUUAACCUUCGUACGACACGACGUCAUGAUUCUGUUACCGCUCAAUCUCGCCGUCGCCUUCACGUUCAUGAAUAAUAUGCUCUUCUCUGCGCACAAGCAGGACACCUUCGCAACCGACAUGCUGAGCAAUUCCUUCGGAUCAGCAGACAUCCAGUGUAGCAAAGAUGCCUGGGACCUACACAUGCCAAUCAGCUGUAAUGACGGCUACACCUGCUGGACAACAGCAAACUCCACUGAAUGCACAGGGCCAUCAGACUGUGAAGUCGGGAUCGUCUGCGCUCGUUAAUCAGCAUCGCGGAACUCGGACAUGCAAACGUAAAUGGAUGUCGGGUGGUCUAACGCAUCGCAG